This is a messenger RNA of Xyrauchen texanus (razorback sucker), 1884 nucleotides long. RefSeq names its product leishmanolysin-like peptidase. Gene Ontology annotation, cellular component: cytoplasm; membrane. Gene Ontology annotation, biological process: proteolysis; cell adhesion. The coding region runs from base 42 to 557 and encodes 171 amino acids. Gene Ontology annotation, molecular function: metalloendopeptidase activity. NCBI's taxonomy places the organism in Eukaryota, Metazoa, Chordata, Actinopteri, Cypriniformes, Catostomidae. The record is from RefSeq and is a predicted model, not a curated record. The transcript is spliced from 6 exons.
AGAGCGUUGUGGACAAGAGAACACUGUGGCCUUACUGCCAGAUGGUGUCUGAACUAGACAGACCUAUUGCUGGAUAUGCCAAUCUGUGUCCCAAUAUGAUCUCCACUCAAGCUCAGGAGUUUGAAUUGAUGCUGUCCACAGUCAAACACGAGAUCAUACAUGCCCUGGGUUUUUCUGCUGGGCUAUUUGCCUUUUACCAUGAUGAUGAUGGCAAACCUUUGACACCAUGUUCUGCCAGUGGCAUACCUGCUUACAAUGAAAGUUUAGGGUUAUAUCAGUGGAGUGAAAAAGCAAUUAAAAGAGCAACUCGGUUGUGGGACAUCCGUGGUGGUUGCAUGGUGCGACACAACGUCCAUCUUCUGGUCACUCCACGUGUAGUGGUGUCUUGCGCAGCCCAGGGCUUGUUGGUUUGGGUGCAGAACAAGUUGAUGUGUUUCCUUGUAGGAUCCUUGUUCCGGCUCUUCCUACUUGGUGAACUUAUGGCGGCUCCUGUUAACUCUUACUCCAGUGCUGGCGGGCUUUCUCCUCUGUGUCAGGGACUGCAUUUUUACUCCUGAUUGUGACUGGUGGAUACAGGUGCCUUGCUGCCAUAGGCUUCCCUUGAGGUUUAGUUGCCAUGGACAGCAAAAUGAAGAUCACUUCCGUAGUGUAUUCUGCGAUCCGGUAACCCUUGCGGAUGUGUGCACUGUCGAAGUGAUUGAAAAGCCAUUAAUUGCACUCCUGUGCCCACCCGGCUGUCAGGUAGAUCAAAUGAGAAGCCAUAGUCAUGCCAGCUGCAGCAUGGUUAUGGAGGUGCUAAUUAACAUUCUCUCAGACUCUGAUGGACCUGUUGCAUUUUUGGUCAUAAAAUAAGCAUUUGGUUGAGAAUGAUGGGAGAUUUUGAACUUGAUGGCAAUCGUUUUGAUAAGCAUAUUGCAGGAUAUGUGACUAAGUGAAGAUACUUGAAUUAAUUUGCAUGGAUUCCUAGUGAGAUUUCUGUUAAGGUCAGUGCAAGCAAGACUUACUGAUAAAUUAUGAUUGCAUUUGUUUACAUCAGAGGUUAAAUUGGGCCGGAGCGCACCGGAGCGCAGCUCCGCCUCCUCAGGUCCACAACACUCCCUGCCGGAGCUCAGCUCCGUCUCCUUCAGCACCAAAUAUUGUUAUUCCACUUAAAUUAUUUUUCAUCUCCUGACUCCUGGCAAAUACAUGGCAUAUGAGACUGAAUAAUUAGCAAGACUACACAGAGACACCCAGGCUACAUGGAAUUAUCAGACGUCAUAAAUGCAUUAAUCGCUGGUUCAGCACCCCGCCCACAACCAUCAAGGGAAAACUGUCACAAUUCUAAGACAGCGACGUUACUAUGGAAACCCGCUAACGGCUAGAGCGAUCGAAUAUAAAAAUAGCAUGUAGCUAGAACAUGUUAUAUAACUAAAGCAUGUUAGUUUACAUGUUAAAUGAACUACUAAAUGAAGAAUAACAUCAGCUGCGUGAGCAUCUAAAGUAAUAUAUUGAUUUUUAACAGUUUGCAUAUACUGUAGGUGCACGACAGUGACGCCAGACUGCUCCUGUCUGUACAUGAGCAUGAGCCCAUUAUUAUCCCAUUUGUUACCUAAUAUUUAUACACAUAUUACACAGAAGGAAAGGCUCCUCAUUACCAUGGUUAGGUCAGUGUGCUAGUCUUAACAUUGUAAUGCUUUUGAGAGCCAAUGUUCUGCAUUUAUUUGGUUUUUGUAACUUUUAAGGCCAGAAAUAGUUGUGUACUCAAUUUUCUGAAGUGUAUCUGUGACUAAUGGGACUAUUCUGCAAUUACCUAAAGUAUUAUAUUGCUCUCAAAGAUAGAUACUUUUCUAUCAGGCAUUACAAACCUCAAUAAAGGUGGAGAUUAUAAUUUUUUUUCCAACUCUA